Suillus discolor is the source of this 591-nucleotide messenger RNA. RefSeq lists its product as uncharacterized. The record is from RefSeq and is a predicted model, not a curated record. The coding region runs from base 1 to 591 and encodes 196 amino acids. NCBI's taxonomy places the organism in Eukaryota, Fungi, Basidiomycota, Agaricomycetes, Boletales, Suillaceae. The transcript has 8 exons.
AUGCAGCUCACUCUUCUCGCAUCCCUUGCUGUCCUUUGCUCCUCUGCUUUCGCUGCCCCUGCUGAACGCCGCGGUGAUUCAGAGAUUGAUGUCAUCGCCUAUGUGGAGAACGUCUUGAACGACGCAGAAAUCACCGUCGCCAAGCGGGAUGGCUUGGUUGAAGUCCUCGCUUAUGUGGAGAACGUCUUAAACGACGCAGAUAUCACCGUCGCCAAGCGUGAGGACUUGGCUGACGUCAUUGUUGCUGUUACCAAUGAUUUGAACAAUCUUGAUGUGAACGUCCUGACCAAGCGUGAAGACUUGGCUGACGUCAUCGUUGCUGUUACGAAUGAUUUGAAUAACCUUGAUGUGAACGUUCUUACCAAGCGGGAGACUCUGGCUGAAGUCAUCGUUGACGUCCAGGAUGAUUUGGAUAAUCUUGAUGUGAACGUUCUCACCAAGCGGGAGACUUUGGCUGAAGUCAUCGUCGAUGUCCAGGAUGAUUUGGAUAAUCUCGAUGUGAACGUUCUUACCAAACGAGAUGAUGCUUUGAUCGGCGUCGACGUCAUUGUUGACGAUGUUCUCAACGAUGCCGAUAUCAACAUCCUUUAG